AUGGCGUGGCAGGUGAGCGUGCCCGAGCUGGAGGACCGCCUGCAGUGCCCCAUGUGCCUGGAGGUCUUCAAGGAGCCCCUGAUGCUGCAGUGCGGCCACUCCUACUGCAAGGGCUGCCUGGUGGCCCUGUCCCGCCACCUGGCCUCGGAGCUGCGCUGCCCCGUGUGCCGGCGGGAGGUGGACUACAGCAGCUCCCCGCCCAACGUCUCCCUGGCCAAGGUGAUUGAAGCCCUGCAGCUCCCCGGGGACCCGGAGCCCCAGGUGUGCGUGCACCACCGGAACCCCCUCAGCCUCUUCUGCGAGAAGGACCAGGAGCUCAUCUGUGGCCUCUGUGGCCUGCUGGGCGCCCACCAGCACCACCGGGUCACGCCCGUCUCCACCGUCUACAGCCGCAUGAAGGAGGAGCUAGCAGCCCUCAUCUCCGACCUGAAGCAGGAGCAGAAGAAGGUGGAUGAGCAAAUGGCCAAACUGGUGAACAACAGGACUCGGAUUGUGAACGAGUCCGAUGUUUUCAGCUGGGUGAUCCGGCGUGAGUUCCAGGAGCUCCACCACCUGGUGGAUGAGGAGAAGGCCCGCUGCCUGGAGGGGGUGGAGGGCCACACCCGCGGCCUUGUGGCCUCCCUGGACAUGCAGCUGGAGCAGGCCCGGGGCACUCGGGAGCGGCUGGUCCAGGCCGCGAGUGUGCUGGAGCAGUUUGGCAAUGAGAGUCACCAUGAGUUCAUCCGGAAGUACCACGCCAUGGCCUCCAGCCCAGAGCUCCAGCAGGCCCGACUCUCAGAAGGUGCCUUCAGCCCCAUCUCCUUCAAGCCAGGCCUGCACCAGGCUGACAUCAAGCUGACGGUGUGGAAAAGGCUUUUCCGAAAGGUUCUGCCAGCCCCGGAGUCCCUCAAGCUGGACCCGGCCACGGCCCACCCGCUCCUGGAGCUCUCCAAGGGCAACACGGUGGUGCAGUGUGGGCUCCUGGCCCGGCGGCGCGCCAGCCAGCCCGAGCGCUUCGACUACAGCACAUGUGUCCUGGCCAGCAGGGGCUUCUCCUGUGGCCGCCACUACUGGGAGGUGGCAGUGGGCAGCAAGAGCGACUGGCGCCUGGGGGUCAUUAAGGGCACGGCCAGCCGCAAGGGCAAGCUGAGCAAGUCCCCGGAGCACGGCGUGUGGCUCAUCGGCCUGAAGGAGGGCCGCGUGUACGAGGCCUUCAGCUGCCCCCGGGUGCCCCUGCCCGUGGCGGGCCACCCCCACCGCAUCGGCGUUUACCUGCACUAUGAGCAGGGGGAGCUCACCUUCUUCGACGCCGACCGCCCUGACGACCUGCGGCCACUCUACUCGUUCCAGGCCGACUUCCAGGGCAAGCUGUACCCCAUCCUGGACACGUGCUGGCAUGAGAGGGGCAGCAACUCCCUGCCUAUGGUGCUGCCGCCACCCAGUGGGCCUGGCCAGCUCUCCCCACUGCAGCCCACCAAGCUGUAG
Rangifer tarandus platyrhynchus (Svalbard reindeer) is the source of this 1464-nucleotide messenger RNA. Lineage: Eukaryota; Metazoa; Chordata; Mammalia; Artiodactyla; Cervidae. The record is from the annotation of a GenBank genome assembly.